Messenger RNA from Tachysurus vachellii, 1532 nucleotides. It is a transcript of the gene sst3b, whose product is annotated as somatostatin receptor type 5. Gene Ontology annotation, biological process: neuropeptide signaling pathway. The coding region runs from base 1 to 1485 and encodes 494 amino acids. NCBI's taxonomy places the organism in Eukaryota, Metazoa, Chordata, Actinopteri, Siluriformes, Bagridae. Gene Ontology annotation, cellular component: membrane; neuron projection. The record is from RefSeq and is a predicted model, not a curated record. Gene Ontology annotation, molecular function: somatostatin receptor activity; neuropeptide binding. The transcript has a single exon.
AUGGAGACACCUAAUCGGAUCCCAGCAUCAGCACCCACAAAACCAUGGGCCAACAAUUCUGUUCUCUCAAGCAAUUUGGACUUUACUGUCACCCCUCCACUCCCAAAUGAUACAUUGGUCCUCAAUGGGUCUCUGCAGAACUGGACGGAGGUCUAUGACACUGGUUUCAUGCCAAGUGUUGCUGGAAUCCUCAUUCCUCUUAUAUAUAUAAUAGUUUGCGUGGUUGGUUUAGGGGGCAACACCUUGGUCAUCCACAUCGUCUUGCGCUACUCUCAGACCCAGUCUGUCACAAACAUCUACAUCCUGAACCUGGCCAUAGCUGACGAGCUUUUCAUGCUUGGCCUUCCCUUUCUGGCUGUCCAGAAUGCUCUCCUGUCCUGGCCAUUUGGGUCGCUGAUGUGCCGUCUGGUCAUGACUGUGGAUGCCAUCAACCAGUUCACCAGUAUCUUCUGCCUGACCGUAAUGAGUAUCGAUCGCUACUUGGCAGUGGUACAUCCGCUCCGGUUUUCCAGGUGGCGCCAACCUCGAGUGGCCAAGGCAGUCAAUGCCACAGUAUGGGCGGUUUCCUUUGUAGUCGUUCUUCCAGUUGUGAUUUUCGCUGAUGUUUUACAGGACGACGGGAACUGCAGCAUAGUAUGGCCUGAACCUGCAGAAGUCUGGAAAGCUGCAUUUAUUGUUUACACAGCAACAGUAGGAUUCUUUGGGCCUCUGUUAGUCAUCUGCAUGUGCUACCUGCUCAUCGUAAUCAAGGUCCGCAGCUCCGGACGCAGAGUCCGAGCAACGUCCAUCCGACGGCGAAAAUCUGAGCGGAAGAUCACGCGAAUGGUGGUGAUAGUGGUAGCUGUGUUCGUGUUUUGUUGGCUGCCGUUCUACAUAUUAAACAUCGUCAACCUGCUAGUGCUGCUUCCGGGAGAGUUCCGGGGCCUGUAUUACUUUGUAGUGGUCCUUUCGUAUGCCAACAGCUGUGCCAACCCAAUUCUGUAUGGAUUCCUCUCUGACAACUUCAAGAGAGGCUUCCGGAAAGCUUUGUGUCGUUCGACCAGGCGAGUGGAAAACCAAGAACUACAACAGGGUACUGUCGGAAACCACACUCUGCCCCUAGAGGAAAUAAAAAAAGACCUCGAGCUGACAGACUGCCUGAAAGAAUCCUGUCAACAAAUACAGCAAAACAGUGAUGAAGAAGAGGAGGACGUUCAUGAAGCAGAUAUGAGUUACACCGAAAAUGCCACCCAGAUGACAGAAAUCUGUAGAUCUGUAAAGAACAGCUGCAGAAAUAGUCACAAAGAGGGCACUAGGACCAUGGUCUCAAACUUGGUAGAUGCCAAGGAAGCAGGUCCAAGUAAUGGAAAUAGAAGUGGUGAAAAUGGGAACUAUAUUAGUCCAAAUUUUGGACAUGUGAUGAGUUUCAACGGAUCUCAGAGGGGAAGCAUCAAACCAGUGGCAGAGGAAUUAGGGGACGGUGUUCUGGAAAUCAGUUAUUUGUAAAACCUCUAUUAUUUCCAGCAGAAGUGAAUGCCAAUUGAUGCCAAAAU